Molecule: messenger RNA, 3455 nt
Organism: Drosophila nasuta
Lineage: Eukaryota; Metazoa; Arthropoda; Insecta; Diptera; Drosophilidae
Gene: Ndf
Product: Nucleosome-destabilizing factor
Exons: 9
Coding region: 187-2058 (623 amino acids)
Biological process (GO): transcription elongation-coupled chromatin remodeling
Cellular component (GO): chromatin
Molecular function (GO): NADP binding; DNA binding; nucleosome binding
Source: RefSeq, a predicted model, not a curated record
CAAAACGCAUCACACAUACAAAGGCAAAAAGAAAAUAAGCAGGCUGCGUACGAAAAGUUGAGAAAAUUUAAUAAACGCUACCAACGGCAAUUUGUGCUAAAACAAAUUAAACAAUAAGUUUUCUGUGUGUGUCGUCCCAAUAACAGCAGCAAGAUAACCAAGUUUAAUAUACGUCUAGAUAACAUCAUGUCGAAAAAUAAAAAAUUGUCGCUAUCGAGCGACUCGACAGAGAAAUUUAUCUACAAGCCUAAGGAUUUAAUUUGGGCUAAAAUGAAGGGAUUCACACCUUGGCCAGGCAUGAUUGUCGAGCCACCGCUUGAUCUGCUCAGUCAACAGCGACGUGCAAACACCAAAUGUGUUUUCUUCUUUGGCUCUCGCAAUUUCGCAUGGAUUGAAGAGCACAAUAUUAAACCGUUCGAGGGACCAUGGAAGGACGAACUAGCCAAAGUGAGCAAACCGGCCGCUUUUCGCCAUGCGAUGGCCGAUAUUGACAAAUAUGUGGACAAUCCCACGGAGAUUGAUGGCCAAAUCGAUGUCAGUUGCGGCAUGGGCAACCAUGCCACCGAGGCGGACUUUGACAAGAUUCGCGAUGGCCUCGACAGCGAUGAGAAUCCCGAUGCAGCAGCGGUGGCUUCCGAUACCAACAACGGCGUUGUACCGCAUGUAGUUGGCAGCCCAGAUGAUGAGUCCGAAGUACCGCCUUUAGCCAGCGGGAACAAUGCGGAUGCCGUCGCCGGUGCAACGUCUCCAGUUGUGUCGACAACGCCAACGGCCAAGAGUCAAGUGAAACGCACACCGAAAGCCAAAUCAAGCGCUGCGGUCGCUGUAAGCAGCAAACAGGCAAAUAAGGCAGCAUCAGCGAAAUCGGCCGCAGCUCAAAAGCGCCGCGUCUCCUCGCAUUUGACGCCAACUGGUCCUUUGGGAUCAAGUGGCAAGCGCGGGCGUCGCGUUGCGUCCGGUGAUGUUGAUCAGUAUGAGAGUCCGGGUGGAGAUUACGAUGGCGCCAGCUCAUCAUCGUUGGCAGCUCGUGCGCGUAUAGACACAGAAACCUUUUUGGGCACUUUAACCAAGCGAGCACCAAAUGCAAUUGCAUUGUUGGAUCGACCGGUUGUUACGCGACCGGAGACAAAGACCAUUGACAUGAACUCGCGCUCCAAUACGUUGGCAGAUCGCGACAUUGUGGCAUCGGAUCAGAUAUUUGGUUUUUUGGGACUGGGCAUGAUGGGGUCAACCAUUGUAAAGGAUUUGAUCUACACAGGGCACAAGGUUGUGGUCUGGAACCGCACCAUUGAUAAGUGCCAGCCCUUUGUGGAGGCUGGCGCAGAGGUGAAGGAUACACCCAUGGACGUCGUGGAGGCGGCAGAUAUCAUAUUCUGUUGUGUAUCAGAUCCCAAAGGCGCCAAAGAUCUCGUGUUUGGCAAUUGUGGUGUCCUGCAGCUGAAAGAUUUACGCAAUAAGGCAUAUGUGGAGAUGUCCACCAUUGAUCCGGACACUUCGUUGGACAUAGGAGAGGGCAUCAAGCAAUGUAAUGGCCGCUAUCUAGAGGCUCAAAUCCAUGGCUCUCGACAGGAAGCCGCCGAAGGCAUGCUUAUCAUUUUGGCCGGCGGUGAUCGCUCAGUCUUUGAGGAGUGCCAUUCCUGCUUUAAGACUAUUGCCAAAAAUACAUUUUUCCUGGGCACAGAUGUUGGCAACGCCUGUAAAGUGAACCUCAUUUUGCAGACCAUUCUGGGAGUCAGUUUGGUUGGCUUGGCAGAGGCGUUAGCUUUGGCUGAUCGAUUUUCCAUUUCGUUAAACGACAUCAUAGACAUAUUCGAUUUAACUUCUAUGAAAUCACCACUGCUGCUGGCCAAGGGCAAGGAAAUGGCCAAGGGCGAUUUUAAUCCGCAACAGCCAUUGAGUCAUAUGCAACGCGAUUUACGGCUUGUGCUCAACAUGGCUGAGAAUUUGGAUCAGUCGAUGCCCGUGACGAGCAUUACAAACGAGGUGUUCAAGCAUACAAAACGUUUGGGUUACAGCGAGCAUGAUUCGAGUGCUGUAUUCGUAAGAUCCAGAUUUUAACAUUUAGUUAACACGACUACCAUUUAAACUAUACUUUAUCAUUUAGUUUAAAACCCGUACACAUAUACUAAACACACACCGCCCCAUAACAUAUAUAUAUUUAUAUAUAUUUAUGAAUUCAAACUGACCCACAAAACACAUACCAAUUGAGAAACGUUAAAGGAAAUAUUUACAUAGAUGCAAGCAAAUGAAUCAUAUUUGAGUAAUUGCGAUUUGAAAUUCUACUUCAUAUCUCUUUCCCAACUUGCUGCAAAUUUUAAACAAUUAAAUAACGCUCGUUAACAUACACAGCAACAACUAGGAUGACUUCAAUGCUAAUUAAAGUCUAAAACUAGGAAUCGAGCCUAUAACGUAGUGGGCAGGCGAAUACGUUGGCCUUGGGCUGAAGCUUACGAACUUGGCGCCAGGGUUUAAAAAAGCUAUGAAAACAAGACACAACAAAGGUGGAGGAUUUUGAAGAAUAUUGAAGAUCGUUCCAACGAGCUCAGAUAGCUAAGGCUCCACAUUGACGUAAAGAUCAAAAAUAAAAAUGCAUGAUGAAGUAUGAUAAUGUGUAUAAGCGGACAGUUGUAUACCUUGUGCGUUAUAAUAUAAAAUUCUGAUGUUAAUUUUAACAUUUAUUAUUAUCAUUAUUAUUGUUUUUGAUUUUGGUACCUAAAAUAUCAGCUGUCGCCUUUGUGCGGGCAACUUAAAAAAAAAUAGUUUAGAUUCGCGCCUAGGAAGGAAAUCACAAAAUUAGGCAAAUUUUCUCUUUCAAUAUAUUUUUCCCAAAUCCAUCAAUCGUAUAUGUAUUUCUGAAUGUUGCGAGGGGGAGAAUAGAUCACUAGAGUGCACAAUCGCUACAAUGUACUAAUAAAAUCCAGUGGUAUUUACAAUACUGACUAUCAUUUCUUACCAGAUAAAUAAACGUUCUUGCUUGCAAACAGACUAGAAAAAAAUUCAAUAAAAUCAUUUUAAAUUAUUUUUACACAAUUUAUUAUAUUUAUUUCAAGUAAAUAUUGUUAGAGUUUCACUUAAUGGAAAGUUAACUGUUUAGUUGGUUGCAAUUGUCAAUUCCGGUUCUUAGCGUUUAAAAAAUUGUAAAUCACAGUACCCCUUCUACCCUUUCGUUCGUACAUGGCGCAUGCUAGCAGUUUCACCCACAAUUUAGUUUAAAAUAUAUAUAUAUGAAAAACAAAUAGGAAAACAAAAAUUUUCUUAGAUAGUUUACUUUGCACAUAAAUUUUAAUAUGCAUAUUUGCUCUAUGCAAGAACUGCAAUUACAACCAUGAUUUCGUGGUUUUCGUUUAAUAUCAUUGAAACAUAUACAAUAAUACACAUUUAUAAACUCAAACAAAACACAUCUACACAACCGCACUCAACUGGAACAAAAAUAAGAAAUAGAAAAAAAAAGAAAA